This is a messenger RNA of Vespula vulgaris, 1743 nucleotides long. It is a transcript of the gene Sdhaf3, whose product is annotated as succinate dehydrogenase assembly factor 3, mitochondrial-like. Gene Ontology annotation, cellular component: mitochondrion; mitochondrial intermembrane space. The transcript is spliced from 6 exons. Gene Ontology annotation, molecular function: hydrolase activity, acting on acid anhydrides, in phosphorus-containing anhydrides. Lineage: Eukaryota; Metazoa; Arthropoda; Insecta; Hymenoptera; Vespidae. Bases 582 to 1670 code for a protein of 362 amino acids. Gene Ontology annotation, biological process: succinate metabolic process; mitochondrial respiratory chain complex II assembly. The record is from RefSeq and is a predicted model, not a curated record.
AUGUUAUAUAAAAUGAUUUUAAGGUUACAUCGUGGUUUACCAGUAGAAAUCCAAUCUCUUGGAAACGAAUAUGUUCAUGAUGAAUUUAGGAGACACAAAACAUGCAAUCCUACUGAAUCGCAUAUUUUUUUAAAUGAAUGGACGGUAACCUUAUUAUAAUAACAUAAUAUUUAAGUAACUAUAGAUGGUAAUGAUAUUAUAAUAACAUAAUAUUUAAGUAAUUAAACGACCUAUAUAUAAAUAAUCGUCCAUAUUAAAUUGUUUAUUAUUGUCUUGAUUGUUAGUAAUAUCUUAAAAAAAAAUAUAUAUAUAUUUAUAUAACUACUUAAUGUACAGGAUUAUGCAUUGUCGUUAGCUAAGCAACUUGGAUUGCGAGGGCCAAAGACAUCAGAACCAAUAGGAAAGAGUUUAAAGGAAGAAGAUUUUGAUAAACUAAGGGAUGAACAAUUACAUCAAUUAUAUGAAUUAAUGGUAGCUGCAACAGGAAAAUCUGAAAAUAAAUUCAAUAAAUCAUAGGUUCAAUGUUUAUAAAUGUAAAGUAAAGAAGGUCAUAAAGAAAAGAUAUUAAUAAAUAUAGAAAGAUGAAAGGUUGGAAAGAAUCGGCAAGUUUGAUUUUAGCCGCACGACAUAGACAAAAAUAUAAUAGGGCCUUGCCAUCUUUAGUCUUUCAGUAUAAUUACAAAUUACUAUGUUUGAAACGUCAUCGAAAUUCGAGUUUUUAUCCGGAAUCGUAUGUAUUUCCUGGAGGAGUCGUACAUCCAGCUGAUGCAGAUUUAAAAUGGCACAAUUUAUUUCGUACCUUUGGUUUUGAUACCAACAGCUUUAAUUCCUUAUUCCCCAAUACUAAUUUACGUCCACAAAUAUUUCAAUCAAAAUCGAACGAAUUGCCAAAAGAGAUCUCUCUACGUAUCACUGCAAUUCGUGAAACGUUUGAAGAAUGUGGUAUUUUGCUUUGUAAACAAGUUAAAAGAGAUGGUAUUCUUUCUAAUUGGGCCCAUGUUCUAUCAAUUCCCGAAGAGGAUGUACAAAAUUGGCAAACUAAAGUACACGAUGAUGCUACAGAAUUCUAUACAAUGUGUGAAAAAUUAAAGUGUUAUCCUGAUUUAUGGUCUUUACAUGAAUGGAGCAAUUGGUUAACUCCAACAUAUUUUACUACGAAACGUUAUGAUACUAUUUUUUAUAUGGCUUGUAUGCCAUUGAUACCAUAUUCUAAUUAUGAAACUAUUGAAAUGGAAGACAUAAAAUGGGAUACACCAAACAAUAUAUGUGCAGCUACAGAUAUGAUGAUGGCUCCUCCACAACAUUAUGAAAUUUCAAGAAUUGUCAAGUAUGAGUGCUUGGAAAAUUUAUUGGAUUUUGCAAUAGAGAGGAGUAAACUUGGAGUAGAAUUAUAUUUACCGAUCAGAGUGUUGUUAAGAGAUGGAAAAAUGCACGUCUUACCAGGAGAUUGUAUGUAUCCUAAAAAUCCUAGUUUAACAGAAAAACAAAUAAUUGAUAAAACAAAUAUGACAAUCGCCGAAUUCGAAGAAAUAUCACCUGUAAAGAACAGAAUCAUAUUUUUUGAUCUCGAAGUAAAGAAGGUUAUAGUUCAUAAUUUCGAUAGUACAGAAGGCCAUAUAGCGCCAAUGCCUGUCGAAAUUGUUUAUAUUAAAUCUUUGGAUAAGAAGUAACAAAAUGUAUUAACAUUUUAUUUAUUCUGUAUAAUUUUGCUUUUAGAAUAUAUAUAUAUAUAUAUAUAUGGGA